AUGUCGCCCAGCUUAUGCCGGAUCCUUCUCCUCCUCCCCGCUCUGGCGAUUUCGGCUGCAGCACUGCCACAUGCCCCAGCCACCCCUGAGCCGAUCGUCACGCCUGUCGAGUGUCCUCGCCAUAACCCUACAGUUCAGGAUGGAACUCUCGUCGACCAGCUCUGGACAGAAAACUGUGAUCUCGUGACAAAGUUUCUUAGCAAUGCCUUCACCGCUGCCCAAGCGGCGCAAACCUCUCAGGGGACUCUAGAGUCACUGCAGUAUUAUUUCGUACAAGACUAUUACUAUCUCACCUUGACUGUCCCUCACAAGGCGUAUCUCUUGAAGUCUUUGGACCCAGAUGAUUCUGCCGCUGAUCAGACAUCUGCUAUUAACGAAACAGUUCUGGAUAUGGCUGGGGACCUCGAAUACGCAAGCAGUUUUCUCGUGGACCUUACAAGUCCUGAUCAUCUCAACGUAAGCAGCGCCGUUGUCAAGAACGCCAAGCUCGAGCCCGUUCUACGAGAAUAUGUCCAUUGGCUGGGAGAUAAUACGAAUCUCGGCUGGUACCUCUGGAGUAUAUCAAGACUCCCCUGCAUCUACGGAUGGGCUGAGAUUGCGUAUCAGCUAAAUCAGUCGUCUAGUACAGUGAGAGGGACUAAAUUCUUCAACGAGUGGCUUACCCCGAACCUUGAAUGGAGCUAUGGAGCUAAGCUAUCCGUUGAGUUGCAGGAGGUGCUGAGCGCCAACAACAAUACUGCGACAUUUGCGAUUGCCAAUGGGCUCUUCCGCAAGGCCCUGGAAUACGAAACUGCCUUUUUUGAGAGUGCAUUGGGAAAGAUUCCUAAGAACUGA
This is a messenger RNA of Fusarium subglutinans, 834 nucleotides long. RefSeq names its product TENA THI-4 family. Lineage: Eukaryota; Fungi; Ascomycota; Sordariomycetes; Hypocreales; Nectriaceae. Bases 1 to 834 code for a protein of 277 amino acids. The transcript has 6 exons. The record is from RefSeq and is a predicted model, not a curated record.